GUAAACGUUCAUCCCCCCGCCUCUCCCCUAACACUCCAAACAGCUCACCACGAACACGCUUAGAUUCCAUUCAACUGUCAUCUGCAGCUUUCCAAUAUCGACGUGUAGAUACCAUCCUCCGCUAUGGCUUCUCAGACUCCAGCCGUUGUCAUGGACAACGGCACAGGGUAUUCGAAAUUGGGAUUCGCCGGCAAUGAUUCUCCUUCCUUCGUUUUCCCCACGGCGAUCGCGACAAAGGGUCCGGCCGGCGGCGGCGCCGGAGGUCCGGGACGUCCAGCUGUGGCUCAGAAGCCAUCAUAUCUCACUGGAGGAGGAGGACCUUCCGGUCAUCUGAGCGCAAAGAGAGGAACUGAGGAUUUGGACUAUUUCAUUGGAGAUGAAGCUCUUGCUCAAGCUGCGGGUCCCGGAUACAGCAUCAAUUACCCCAUAAGGCAUGGACAGGUUGACAACUGGGAUCACAUGGAGCGCUUUUGGCAGAAUUCCAUCUUCAAGUACCUACGCGUUGAACCCGAGGACCACUACUUCCUCCUCACCGAGCCGCCACUCAAUCCUCCGGAAUCCCGAGAAAACACUGCCGAGAUCAUGUUCGAAUCCUUUAACUGUGCCGGUCUCUACAUCGCCGUCCAAGCUGUGCUCGCUCUCGCCGCAAGCUGGACCAGCAACAAGGUUCAGGACCGGAGCUUGACAGGAACCGUGAUUGACUCUGGAGACGGUGUCACCCACGUUAUCCCAGUCGCCGAAGGAUACGUCAUUGGUUCAUCUAUCAAAUCGAUCCCCAUUGCCGGACGAGACAUCACGUACUUCGUUCAAUCGCUACUACGAGACCGUGGCGAGCCCGACUCGUCGCUCAAGACCGCUGAGCAGAUCAAGGAGGAGCUUUGCUACGUUUGUCCCGACAUCGUGAAGGAAUUCACGCGCUUCGACCGCGAGCCCGAGCGCUUCCAGAAGUACGUUGUCGAGCAGCUCGGCGGAAAGAAGGUAACCGUUGACGUGGGUUACGAGCGCUUUUUGGCGCCGGAGAUCUUCUUCAAUCCCGAGAUCUACUCCAGUGAUUUCUUGACGCCGCUACCCAAUGUCGUCGACAAUGUCAUUCAGUCCUCUCCUAUUGAUGUUAGGAGAGGCCUUUACAAGAACAUUGUCCUCUCGGGUGGUUCAACACUCUACAAAGACUUUGGUCGUCGUCUCCAGCGCGACAUCCGCCACCUAGUCGACGACCGCCUCCGCGCAUCAGAGGCCCGCUCCGGUGGCGCCAAGUCCGGCGGCCUUGAGGUCCAGGUCAUCACACACAAGCGACAACGUCACGGACCAUGGUUCGGAGGAAGUUUGUUGGGUCAGACUCCCGAGUUCAGGAGUUACUGCCACACCAAGGCCGAGUACGAUGAGAUUGGUCCUAGCAUCGUGAGGCGGUUUGCCCUCUUGGGUGGGCCUGGCACGUAAUUAUUCUUCCUUUUAUGGGAAAUGUCUGAGAUACCUUGCUUGGCUUGUGGAUGGGGUGCUUCAGUAGUGUAGUGGUCGGUGGGAUGGGGGGAUGUUAGAUGGAAAAGCGGGAUUUAUUGAUCGUGGGCAGUCGAAACAUAAAGACAUUACUUGCA
This is a messenger RNA of Tricharina praecox, 1592 nucleotides long. Its product is annotated as actin family. The record is from RefSeq and is a predicted model, not a curated record. Gene Ontology annotation, biological process: Arp2/3 complex-mediated actin nucleation. Gene Ontology annotation, cellular component: Arp2/3 protein complex; actin cortical patch. NCBI's taxonomy places the organism in Eukaryota, Fungi, Ascomycota, Pezizomycetes, Pezizales, Pyronemataceae. The transcript is spliced from 8 exons. The coding region runs from base 124 to 1437 and encodes 437 amino acids. Gene Ontology annotation, molecular function: actin filament binding.